AUGAAGGAUACUCCAGAAGGGUCAGCGGUUGGCAAAGCUAGCGAUGUACCUAACACAAAGUGCCCCAAAAGCCGGCCACCGGCUGGCCUGCGCGAGAAGAUAUUACGGAAACCGCUGCCAUACUACAGUGGACCGUAUUCCGUUGGACAAAUGGACAUUGAAGUACCCGUGCGAGAACCAAGGACAUUCUCUAAUAUCAAGAGACAACAUAAGCAUGUUUUGAACCUCGAGACCGUCCUGUUCAGCAUUUUCUAUCCUUCUGGAUUUGGAUCAGGUGAAGGGGUCUCUCCCGAAGGAGAAAAGAAUUGGAGUCGAGCAACAUGGUUACCAAGGCCUCGUAUUGAGACGGCAAAAGGUUAUAGCAAAUUUGCUGGUCUUCCUUCAUGGCCAACUAUCGCGUGGUUCGGCAUGACAACCGCUUUCACCAAACUUCCUGCAUUCCGUAAUGCCAAGUUGGCAACACAUUGGCCUCCUGAAAAUGCACGAGAAUCUAAAUCGGGAUAUCAGACGAAGAAUAGCGCAGCGGACCCCCCUCCUGGAGAGCCAGAAUCACCAUGUUUUCCGUUGUUGAUUUUCAGUCAUGGCCUGGGGGGAACUAGAACUACAUAUAGUUCUGUCUGUGGAGAAUUUGCCAGUUAUGGAUUUGUAGUUGUGGCUGUGGAACAUCGAGAUGGGUCGGGACCACGCACUUUCAUCAAUUUACCAAAAACCGGCGAUAAGUUUGGGUCACAGAAUGUAGACCAUACUGAUGAAGCACGUGAUAGAGGCUAUGAGAGAUUCGAUUAUGUUUUUCCCGAAGGCAAUGCCAGAGAUACUUUCCCUAAUAAUGAACAAGGUGUCGACGCCGAACUCCGCGCUGCGCAAAUACAACUGCGGCUCGCCGAAAUCGAAGAAGCAUACUACAUCAUGACCCAAAUUCACGAUGGAAGUGGCUCUCAAAUAGCCCAAGCCAAUCUCCGUGAAAGCUCUCCAGGCCGUAUCGGUGGUUCCUCUCGAGGUCUCAAGGGCAUAGACUGGGAAAGCUGGAAGGAUCGCUUUCACCUCCAGCAAGUUACGAUGCUGGGACAUUCUUUCGGCGCCGCCACCACAGUCGAAGUUCUCCGCACCCAAACUGAGCGAUUUCCCUACGUUUCGCAAGGAAUUCUCUAUGAUCCAUGGGGAGGCGCAAUCCAACAAGCAGAUAGUGAAUCGAAGUACCAGAUUCAUAAACCGUUGCUUUGUAUUAAUAGCGAGGCUUUUAUGUACUGGCCUUCGAAUUUUUCCAGCAUCAUGUCACUUUGUCGCGAAGCGAAAUCCCAAGGUACACUGUGCUGGCUUCUUACCGUCCGCGGCAGCGUUCACAUUUCGCAAUCUGAUUUCUCGCUCCUUUAUCCGAAUGUCAGCAGUUUUCUUCUGAAAAUGACGGUUAACCCACGCAGAGCUAUCGAUUUAAAUAUCAACGCCAGUUUGGAAUUUUUGAAAAUGGUAAUGCCGAAGAGAAUUAGUGCGAUGAAUAGAGGUACGGAUGAGGGAAUCCUUCAGGUUGAACAAUUGGAUCGGUUGCCUGAUGUGCAUCAGCCGAAGGAUAAAUAUAUUGCGGGUAGAUUGAGAAUUCCACAUGAAUUACGCAUUCGAUUAACGCCAUUGUGGAUGAGGAGAUAUAAGGGGGAAAAGGUGAAACAGCAUCAGGAGGGAGGUAAUGGUAAAUCUGGGAAUAUCAAACGGGGGAAAAAUAUUGCGAGGGAUCCGUUGGGAAAUGUAUUACCGGGUUUGGAAGAUUUGGAGGUGGGAGAAGAGGUUUGGAUGCAUGUUGCUCCUACGGCGGAAGAGUUGGUAAGGCAUGGUAUUGAGGGGAAGAAUGGGAAUCAGAGUGCGGCGAGGGAGAGGGAUAGAGAUGAGCGGAACAGAGGUGGUAUGGUGGAUUCUGGGGGUCCUGGGGAGGGAGGGGAACAGGAGAAUGAGGGGGGUGGGGUGGUGGGCCAUAGGGGGAUUGAACAGCGGAUGAUGGAUAGAGGGUGA
Sclerotinia sclerotiorum 1980 UF-70 is the source of this 1998-nucleotide messenger RNA. RefSeq lists its product as hypothetical. Gene Ontology annotation, molecular function: 1-alkyl-2-acetylglycerophosphocholine esterase activity. The transcript has 2 exons. NCBI's taxonomy places the organism in Eukaryota, Fungi, Ascomycota, Leotiomycetes, Helotiales, Sclerotiniaceae. The record is from RefSeq and is a predicted model, not a curated record. The coding region runs from base 1 to 1998 and encodes 665 amino acids.